AUGAAUAAGUUGAUCAAGAAAGUGAUCAUUAGCGUAGGAGCUAUUGGACUAGUGCAGCUGGCUCAUGGAAGAUCUGUGCCAUUCAACCCAAAUAAGCUGAAUCUGCUGCAGAACAGCAACUGGAUGGUGAUGCCCGCAAACACUCUGUUUAUUUAUAAAGGAGAAGAGAACAAAACUGUUGAAGCUCCGGUGGUUGAGGAAAGACUAGCGCUCGAAGCGCCCGGAAAAGAAGAUCUGAAGUACGGGCCCAAUGUCAAGUCGCUAAGAGCAAGACUACUAAAUCUCUUUAAAAAAUCUGAACCCGUGGAAGAGGAAAAAAAAAUAGAGCUUGUGGAGCUCGUAGAAACAGAGAACGAGAUAGAGCAGGAAAGAGUGGUGGAGCAGGAGUUUGUCCAGGGCUCUGAAUACGAGGCAGAAGUAGAGCAGAGCUCGCACGCUGUCGUCAUAAGCGCAGAAAAAACAGAUAUCAACAACAACUCUGUAGUAGAAAAUCAGGUACUAGAGGUAGUGAACACAGAGACAGAGGAAAAAGUGGCCUGCACGUCUCUGGUACUGCACAGCAAAGCAGUAGUAGAAGAGGGCGCCUUCGAGAACGUUGCAGCACCUGCAAAAGUUGCAGAUGUCGUUGAGAUUGACGAGGUGCCUGUAGUAGAGCCAGAGAUCGUAGUAGCAGAAGAGAAAAAGGAGAUCGCCGUUGUAGCACCACAGCCUGAAGAAGAGCUGUACUAUUUCUGGGUUGACACUCUGAUUGAUGGAACAACAGUCACGAGACUAAUAACCAGAGACGAGUGUAUCCGCCUGAACAAGGAGGCCAGAGCAGUAAUGCUGGAAACUGAAGAAGCCAACAAGUUCCUGUACAACAUCUCAAACAACAUUGAGAAGGCAAAAGACAGCGCAAAGCUGCUUACUUUGUCAUCGAUACUGUACAAGGUUGCAUCUGUGAUAAUGAACUCCUGGGACAAGCCAUUCAGCGCUCUAAGAGUCUACGGCAUCUCAGUCUUUUCGCUCUUCAUGCCCAUCAUAGCACUGAUCGAUCUGCUCGACAAGAGACACCACAGACAAAAGGGAAUUAUGCUGAGCAUAUACGCUAUUCUGGCUGUGUACCAGAUAAAAUCCAUCAUUGUGGUGGGAAACAACGCAACAUUCACCAACACAAUCAUAAUGAACAUGGCAGCAAUUUCUGCUCUGUGCAGCAUUGUCUACCUCUUCGCCAUUGAGUACGCAGCAAGAACAAAACACAACGAGCAGUUCCCAGGACAGAGAAGAAAGAACACUGCAAGAGCAGCAUCGUUCAUAUCCCUCGUGUGCAUUGGCCUGCUAGCAGCUCUGGCAUACAUCCAUCCCUUCAGCGUAGAAAAACCAAACCUCAUCUCGCAAUCUCUGUUCAUACGCACCCCCCAGAACAUCUACAACAUCAUACACGCAUCCAUUGCUGUUUUGUCAUACUGUGCUUCGAUCAUGAUCCUUAACAUGAGACCCACAGUUGACAUAAUGAACAAGACAGAAAAAAUAAGAGUGGGUUUAAGAAUUGGACAGAUUCUCGUGGCAAUGGUGCUCGGCAUGAUGCUCACACAGACUAUCCAGCCAGAGUACUCUGUCAUGAGCACACAGCUGAUACAGCUGGCUCUGAUUGUUACAGGACUGAGCAUUCUGUUCGGAAACGGGGCAAGAUACCUCCCAGAAGACUCGGUGGUUAAGAGACACAGAAAUACCAUCUCCAUGGUUAUUUUUGCAAUUUCCGCCAAGAUACUUCUCUCUCUGGCUGUCUAUCUGAUCAUCAAGAAGCUCGGCAUGGAGAAGGAGGCUCUUGCAUUCGUUAUGAAGGGACAGAGCAAACUAUCUCAGAUGUAUUUGGCUCUCAAUCAGACAGCCGCUGGGAAGUUCUUCUUCUCGGUAAUAGCGUACAUCAAAGCCAUGCUCAUCAGCGGAGCAGAGAAACUCAGUGAGCUCAAGUGCCAGAUGGAAGAAGGAUUCAACAAGUCACUCCACUGCAUUGCGGGUGCUGCAAAUGGGCUGAAACAGCACGUUGCAGGAACAAAAGCAAAUGUUUAG
Molecule: messenger RNA, 2052 nt
Organism: Nematocida minor
Lineage: Eukaryota; Fungi; Microsporidia
Exons: 1
Coding region: 1-2052 (683 amino acids)
Source: RefSeq, a predicted model, not a curated record